AUGAGACCCCUGCUGUGGGCUGCCUGCAGCCAGCUGCUGCCCCUGGAAGCCAAGCUCUGUGCUCGCCAGCUCUCUCUGGCCACCCCAGGCUGUGCCCUGCGGUCCUCGCUUCUCCGGGCCAGCUCCCUACCCGCUGUGCCCGCGGGGCUCUGCCGGCGCCCAGCCCUGGGGCACAGGUCCCCUUACCGCUGGGGCUCGCAGUUCAACGUGCCCCCCAGUGCCCUCUCCGUGGCCCGGCCCGCAGGGGUCUGCUCCAUGCUGAAGCUGCCAGUCGAAGCCUCCGCAGAGGGGCUGGACGCAGCUUUCGUCGGUGUCCCGCUGGACACAGGCACCUCCAACCGGCCGGGAGCCAGGUUCGGUCCGCGGCAGCUGCGAGCCGAGUCGGGAAUGCUGAGGAGGUUCAAUGGCAGCACCGGGGCUGCGCCUUUCGACUCCCUGCGGGUCGCUGACAUCGGGGACGUGAAUGUCAACCUCUACAACCUGCCUGCCAGCUGCCGCCUCAUCCGAGAGGCCUUCCAGAAGAUCGUGGCCUCUGGCUGUGUGCCACUCACCUUGGGUGGAGACCACACCAUCACCUACCCCAUCUUGCAGGCUGUGGCUGAAAAGCACGGCCCCGUGGGACUGCUGCACGUGGAUGCCCACACGGACACGGGGGACGGAGCCCUGGGGGAGAAGAUCUACCACGGGAGCCCUUUCCGGCGCUGCGCGGAGGAAGCGCUGCUGGACCGCGCCCGCGUGGUGCAGAUCGGCGUCCGCGGCUCCUCCUACGACCCCGACCCCUACCGCUACUGCCGGCAGCAGGGUUUCCGGGUGGUGCCAGCUGAGGAGUGCUGGGGGAAGUCCCUGGUGCCACUGAUGGCAGAGGUGAGGGAGCAGCUGGGGGCCAAGCCAGUGUACAUCAGCUUUGACAUCGAUGGGCUGGACCCUGCCUACGCCCCGGGCACCGGCACGCCGGAGAUAGCAGGGCUGACCCCUGCCCAGGCUUUGGAGAUCAUUCGUGGCUGCAAAGGGCUGAACAUUGUGGGGUGUGACCUGGUGGAAGUCGCCCCAAUGUAUGAUGUCUCUGGCAAUACAGCCCUGCUGGGGGCAAACCUGCUGUUUGAGAUGCUCUGCGUGCUCCCUGGAGUGAGGACACUGUGAGGGCAGCUCCGAGCUCAGCCCAGGCUUUCCUGGUCCUUUUCCCUGACUGUGGAGCUUGCAGUGAGGAAUAAAUGGCAUUUGCUGCUGGGAAGGGU
Messenger RNA from Pogoniulus pusillus (Red-fronted tinkerbird), 1235 nucleotides. It is a transcript of the gene AGMAT, whose product is annotated as agmatinase (putative). Lineage: Eukaryota; Metazoa; Chordata; Aves; Piciformes; Lybiidae. The transcript has 7 exons. Gene Ontology annotation, molecular function: metal ion binding; agmatinase activity. The record is from RefSeq and is a predicted model, not a curated record. Bases 1 to 1140 code for a protein of 379 amino acids.